This is a messenger RNA of Rotaria socialis, 276 nucleotides long. The record is from the annotation of a GenBank genome assembly. Lineage: Eukaryota; Metazoa; Rotifera; Eurotatoria; Philodinida; Philodinidae.
AUGAACAACUAUUAUUCAUGCUUCACAAGGAAUGAUAUGUUGGCGUGGCAAACUAUACUGAACACUUCAUCACCAAUCAUUGACAACAGAGCAUUGAGCCAGUUGUUACUUGAUAUGAAAUGGACACCUGCAUUAGCUGUCAAAUGGCAAGAGUUCUAUAAUAAUGCAUCACGCGUUAACUACUUUGGUAGUGCGGGACAUUUUGAAGAGGAAUUUUUUUCCGCAUUACCUAAAUAUGAAGAUUUGAAAUCUCUGGAAUGCAGAAAAAAACAAUAG